Messenger RNA from Branchiostoma belcheri (Belcher's lancelet), 1978 nucleotides. Its product is annotated as ragulator complex protein LAMTOR1-like. Bases 33 to 578 code for a protein of 181 amino acids. Gene Ontology annotation, molecular function: guanyl-nucleotide exchange factor activity; molecular adaptor activity. The transcript has 6 exons. Gene Ontology annotation, biological process: positive regulation of MAPK cascade; lysosome organization; endosomal transport. The record is from RefSeq and is a predicted model, not a curated record. Gene Ontology annotation, cellular component: membrane raft; late endosome membrane; Ragulator complex. NCBI's taxonomy places the organism in Eukaryota, Metazoa, Chordata, Leptocardii, Amphioxiformes, Branchiostomatidae.
GCCAGGCGGCGCUUUAAAAUGAACGUGGAAUCAUGGGACACUCCUCAUGUGACCCCAGCAGUCGAAGAAGUUUCAACAUGGGGUGCUGCUUCAGCAACGAAGAGGACGAACUUUCACCUAAUAAGGAGCCCAAUGAGAGAACACAUCUCCUCCACAACCCAGCCAGCAACACACCAAACAGACCCAUAUCUAGUGAUGACUUCCCAAACCACACACCACCCGGUCCCAAGGGAGACGAACAGUCAGCACUGAACAGAAUCUUACAUCAGACGGCAAAUAAUGUUAUAGAUGUGUCGGCGAUCGACCACCACAGUAUGGAGCAGCACGAAUACAUGGACAGGGCACGACAGUACAGCACGAGGAUAGCAAUAGUGACUGGUAGUUCAGGGGGGAGGUUGAAGAAGAAGACCCCCCUGCCACAAUGUACAGCCACCCCCCAGGCCGUGCUGGCUUCAGACCCCAUCUCACAAGCUGAUGUACAGUUGAUGAACAAAGCUGCUGCGUACGCUGCCAGCGCCGUCUCACAAGUCAGGGUGGAGCAUAAAGAAGACCUGGUCGUGCCAUUUGGAAUCCCAUAAUAUUCUUCCCGUCCAUCAUAUCAGGCAUUGGUUCAUGAAAACACGUCUCCAUACAGUUCAUAAUAGGCACCUUACAUCUGCUUACAACCUGCAACCUUUGCUAUGAACUGUUUUCGGUUUGAUAUUGUUGUCUGUGAAAACUUUUGUACACGUGUUCACCAAGUUAACCCUCCCCUUGCUGACUUGCCAUCGUGCCAUUAACUUACCAAGUCCAUGCACCAAGCAGGUAGAGGGUUAAAGAUUAUUACUUAAGCUUGGAGGUCACUUGGAAAGCAACGUUACAUGUACAGAAAGGUUUGAGUGGAAAUACAUGUAAAAGCAUGACAAUUUUUUAACGAGUGAUGUGUAAAUAAGCAUGAACCAUUGCCACAUUCCAAGAAAUCAACUUUCUUACAACGGUUGGAAAUUCUUAAAUCGGGGGGUAUCAAGGAUUGGAGGCAUUAGAAAGUGCCUCCCUCCACGUACGUUACUUUCAAUGCAAGGCAAGAAUAUUUUGUGACAAUGUUGAGGCUUGGGAGGAUGACCUGAUAGCUAUUUGGAUCAUAGAGGCUUUUCAAACUGUAAAUUUGCUAUCAACAGUGGACUUUGGCGUGAAAAAAGCAGGAGCAAUGUGAAUAUUGUCCUAAAACAAGUACAGCUCUCAGUAAUGCACAUGUAGUAAGAUGGUUGUUUGACAAAAGGGAAUGAAGAUUUUUUGUGUAAGUAUGUGUUAGAGUCUUUGUUGAUGAGGCAAAAUCUAUGUAAUUUCUUGUUUUCCCCCAAAGAUUGAUUCAUAAAAAAUGUUGUUUCAGAUAUUUUGCUGUCAUAUCAUGUACCAGCCCUCCCCACUCUAACUUAUCACUGGCUCUUGAUGUUCUUAGUUGCCAUCAAAUAAUAUGAGAAUAAUUUUCUGUAGUGGUUAAAACACAAGUCAGAGUUUGACUAUAUACAUAUGCUGUAUAUAUAAAUAUAUAUUAUAUGCCUUCCAAAGCUAGUUUGUAUUUAACUGUGCUUGCUUGAAAGCUAUACUCUUAUUGGCUAAUGCUUAUGAAUUAGCUAGGCAAGACAUGUGCUCAUUAGUCUAAUUUUUUCAGGGAGAGCAUUGAAUUUAGAAUUCUUACAUCAACAUUCAAGCCUUUAGAAGGGUAGCAUUGUAGCUGAAAUGUAACUGAAAUUCUCAGUUUUUCCCAAUUUUUCUUACAGAUAAGACUGCAAUUCUUGAUAAUCUCUCCACUUGCUACUACAAUUUUUUCUGGCUUUAAAAUGAAACAAAGGUCACAAUGUAAUUAUCGAAAGUGGGGACAUUUCUCAGCUUUUGUAAGAUGAUGCUCUUCUUAGCACACUGCCCACAGUUAUUUUGCCACUACUGGUCAGAGCUACUUUUGAAGGUAUAUAGCAAAAUAAAAUCAAAACUUCUGUAA